UGGCGCCUGUAGCAGUCGCGGUCGUGGUACAUACAUGGUUUCACCAUGGACUUCACGAACUCCCUCCAGAAACUCGCCAGUUACAGGCAACGGCAAUCGGAGACCUCGAAGGAGGCUCUCACAAAGGGUGUAGGCCUACUGAAGAGCGGUGCGUACGCCAAACGCGGGGACGAGGGAUGGGACAACCUCGAGAAGCUGUACCUCGCUGCGUUGGACCAGGGGGAUACUGAAGUAGCUGACCAAUGCCUCCAGCUCAUCCUAGACGCGUUCCCCGGCUCUCCUCGCGCUGACGUCCUACAAGGGCUCAGAAUGGAGGCCACAGAACCACCCGAAGUUGCUUUGAAGUUCUACGAGGAGCUGCUGGAAGCGGACGAGACGAAUGCUGCGGUCUGGCGUCGGAAAGCAGCAGUACUCCGGAAGAUGGGGAAGGUCGACAAAGCCGUCGAGGAACUGUCCUCGAUGCUCGAUACCUUCUACACAGACGUUGGUGGCUGGCUGGAGCUCGCCGACAUAUAUUCCUCAUGUACCCAAUACACACAUGCGCUUCAGGCCCUAUCUCAUGCUCUCAUCCUUGCCCCGCAAAGCCCUUUCUAUUUCCUACAAUUCGCCGAAACCGCAUACCUUGCCGCCGACAUCACUUUGUCACUGAAGAUGUUCCUCGUCGCCGUGGACAUGACAGAUGACGACGACGGCCCCGUUCCCCCACAGGACUCGAUACCGACUGGGCUUACGCUCCGCGCGUGGUACGGAGUAAAACUGUGCACGCACCGUCUGAUCUCGGAACCACGUCUGCUGACAUCUUCAGCAUCGCAUACACCCGCACUUUCCACUGGGAUGAUGUCCAGUCUCGACGAACUCGCGACGGAACGGUUACGCACGGCGUAUUUGAAUAUCAAGGGGGAGUCUCCGCCGAAGGUCGACAAGGAGCUCAUCAGCGUCCUGGCUACCAUCAUACAGUGAGAUGGCCUUUUACGUUCGUCGUCACUCAUGUACUUUGACAUCAUUCCCUCAUGAUAUCUAUUUGCGAAGCCUCAGCAAUUGCGGUUUUUGGAGGUCCUAUGGUGGCAGAACUUUGUGCAAUCGUAGAAGGAUAGCAUUCAUUGCUGACACAUGAGCUACAGCUAUGUCACGUAGAUGAUACUGAGUGUCAUCUCCAGGCAAAAACAAAGUUUCAGGAUGAUUGACGAAGUAUUGACGACGUCAUUUAUACCGACUGGUCGCUGCAUGCGUGACACCAUUCGAGAUGGUUGCGUUGCGGGGAUGUACAGCGACGCAGCCCAGGGACGUGACGAGAUGCGUCUCUACGGAACGAUCAUACGCACUAUCGCCCUUAACGUAGGCAAGCGAUUACUGUC
Rhodofomes roseus is the source of this 1355-nucleotide messenger RNA. RefSeq names its product TPR-like protein. Gene Ontology annotation, cellular component: EMC complex. The record is from RefSeq and is a predicted model, not a curated record. Gene Ontology annotation, biological process: protein folding in endoplasmic reticulum. Gene Ontology annotation, molecular function: protein binding. The transcript has 6 exons. NCBI's taxonomy places the organism in Eukaryota, Fungi, Basidiomycota, Agaricomycetes, Polyporales, Fomitopsidaceae. The coding region runs from base 46 to 960 and encodes 304 amino acids.